This is a messenger RNA of Frieseomelitta varia, 1705 nucleotides long. It is a transcript of the gene mms4, whose product is annotated as crossover junction endonuclease EME1. The transcript is spliced from 3 exons. Gene Ontology annotation, biological process: mitotic intra-S DNA damage checkpoint signaling; resolution of meiotic recombination intermediates; double-strand break repair. The record is from RefSeq and is a predicted model, not a curated record. Gene Ontology annotation, cellular component: nucleus; Holliday junction resolvase complex. NCBI's taxonomy places the organism in Eukaryota, Metazoa, Arthropoda, Insecta, Hymenoptera, Apidae. Gene Ontology annotation, molecular function: DNA binding; nuclease activity. Bases 210 to 1658 code for a protein of 482 amino acids.
AUAUCAUCUGAUUAUUUCAUUGGCGACUACAUCUACAUUUAUCGCGUUUGCUGUAUGUUCCGUAUAAGUUUCCGUAACGUGUGGUACAAUACUUUAAAACAAACGAGAUUUUUAAAUGUCUGGAACUGACAUUUACUGAAUCUGGAAAACGAGCUGAACGUUUCUGAACGCAGAAACUUUUCUAAUUUUUUCACGAACGUUUUAAUGAAAUGAUCACGGAUGUUGUCGUUUUAAGCGAUUCGAACGAAUCUUCAAACGAAUGCGUUCAACUAAAUUCGAAUAAUAAAGCUUUACCUGGUGAUUCAAGCGAUUUUGAAUUUCCUGAAGUUAAUUUUUAUCACAUUAUUAAUGAAGACGAUGUAGGUAAAUCACAAGAUGCCGAUGUUGCAAGUUGUUCCUCUAAUUUUAACAACAAUGCACCAUCACAUCAGUCCAAUAAUGAUAAACAUACUACCAGCAACAAACAUUUCAAACAGCAUAAGGUUAAAAAGCUUUUGUAUGAUACUUCUGAUUCAUCUAGCUCAGAUGAAGAGAAUAGAAAUAAAAAGAGACAAAGGAAGGUUAAAAAUACUAUAGGAAAAAAAAGUAGGAUUCAAAUAAAUGAAGAAAAAUUAAAGAAACAGGAGCAGUUAACGAGAGAGAAAGCACUAAAAGCAAUUGCAGCAAAAAAAUUAAAAAAUAUAAAACCUGAUGAAUGUAUGAAAUUUAUAGAAAUUACUGUUGAUAAAGCCAUUGCGAAUUUUAUUUCUGUUACAGAUGUAACAAAUACAUUGAGAGAUGCUGGAGUGAAAUGUACCGUUAAAACGAAAUUUAUUUCAAAUAGCAUUACGUGGAAAAGAAAUAUAGAAAAUAGCUAUGUUAAUGAUGACAAUGAAAUAUGUACAGUAACAGAUGUUGAAAAAGUUAGUCAAAUAUUGGUAAUCUGGAAUUGGGACGAGGUAGCAACAAAAGUAACAAAUGGUGACUUUUAUAUGUCUGUCUCUAGCAUUAAAUGCUCAUUACCAGAUUACAAAAUAACAUUAGUAGUUUAUGGUAUAGAAGAUUAUUUUGCCUAUAGAGAACAAGAAAAAAAUUCAGAUAAAAGUGGAACAAAAAAGAAAACACAAAAAACUUGUACAGAAAAGUAUCUUCAAUUAUCUAAACAUUCCUGUAACAUAUCAAGAAAACAACUUGAGACAUAUCUCAACGAAAUACAAAUUAUUGCAGAUUGUAGUAGUAGAUUAAUUAAUAAUUCUCAAGAUCUAGCAUUGAUGAUAUAUCAAUAUACAAAAGCUAUAGCAGAAAUACCAUAUAAAUUAGAAAAAAAUAAAAAUUUAAUAAAUAAAUUUGACUGGUAUGUAAUGGGAGAUAAUAGAAAUACUGUAAAAGUAGAUAAAAGUGGAAAUGGACUGAAAAGAUUAUGGCAGCAACAGCUUUGUCAAUUUAAUUUGAGCAGUCUUGAAAUUGCAGAAGCAAUUUGUUCUAUGUAUCCAAGUCCUGCACAUUUAAUAGAAGCUUAUAUGAACUGUACAGAUGAUGAAGGAAUAAAUUUGUUGAAAGAUAUCCCGAUUAGAAGAGCAGCUGGACCACUUACAACUGUACGUAAAAUUGGCCCAGAAUUAAGUAAAAAAAUCUACUUAAUGUUCACAUCUAAAAAUGGUGAAAUUGUAUUAAGUUGAAUAUAUUUUUAACAAAGUUCAAUAAACGUACAAAUAGAAAUAUUAUA